AUGAAGAAGGUGACUUCAAUAUGUCACUCGUUUUCCGCGUGUAUGGUCGCUCUAAAUAAGCAGAAUCGUCGUCUGACAGAUCUUCAAAUGAUAACAGUUCAUGAUGCUUUGCGUAGCUUGGAAGAAGUUCCGAUAGUUCUAUACACCGCUACUGAGAUCGGAAUGCGGCUUCUUUCAAAAAUUAGAUCCUGUGAUACACUCUACUGUGAAAGUAUACUGGAAUGGGUAAGGCUACCUCGGCAAACUACCUUUAUGGACAAAUAUGGCAUCUGGUUUGGUAAAGAAACCAUAGAAGAGUGUUUUAGUUUUUUACAUCUGAGCACUUCGGCGAGCUGGGAACGCCUUGGUCUCACGAAUGAAGAAAUGGAAGAUCUACUGACCUUGAAUGAGCGAGUUAUGGGGGCGGAAUUCCAGAAAGUCCAUAGGCCAGAGGGUAAUAUCGUCUUUUUCGACCCGGCGGUUUGGUUUCUCAUUCGUUCGGAGAUCAAUCGCUCAGUCACGUUAUUUGGUGAUCAAGGCGUUUGUGCCACUGAUGGUUACUUCACACAAAAGCUGGAUGCACUUACGACUGAAUAUUCCACACAGUUGGCAGCAGAAACAAUGAACGAUUAUUUCAGUGGUUCUUGGAACGGGAUGCACAGAGAACUGUUUCACCUAGAUGGCAAUCCAAUCAGGGCAAUCACCGUUGCAAAACAAGGCGUAUGCUAUGUUUAUGCGGAAAUGAAUAAGUUUCCUGACUAUCAAGGUCUGGAGUUUAAUACACGUCACAUAAGACAUUCGUUUUUGGCAUUACUCCAUAUCAGCCGUUUCAUGUUGAUUGGUACACGGAUACUCUUCAAUUUCAGUUGGCUACAUGGCGCCCUGUUUGCUUUAGGAAUCGACUUCGUACUCCAUUGCUUGGAUACAUUUGAACAACGUGCUAGUUUGUCCUCCGUUGAAACCGGCAUUUCCUCUCCUAUGUUAAUCCACUUGCGACUGGAAACUGAACUGUUGACCAAUGCUUUGAUGCGCUCGCGUUACACAUUGGACGCUCACCCAGAAAUGCUUCCCACGGAAUUAAUCGGGCAACUAUUACCGUUUGCGCGGGUAUCAAGAAGCGCUUCCCAAGAACAAAUGGGAAUUUGGACGGCUCAACUACUCCGGGAUUGUGAACGAGCCGCUGGGCUUCACAGUAUCUUGGUCCCAAUCCAUUCCUUUCCACUGGUCCCGACUAACCCACUAUUGAAACAAGUGACCUGUUCCACACCUUUGAGUAGCAUGUUCGUACACAGGGGAAGUCAGAUUUUUAUGAAACUGUGCAACGAUUCAAAAGUCUACAGAUAUGAUUUCAGGACGCAUAGUCGACUGACCGACUGUGAAACAAGCCCUGGAAAGCUACUUUCUAGUCCAAACGGACAAUUUGGUGUUAUCGUCGAUGAAAACAUUGGGGGUUGUGUAAACGUUUUUCAACUGGAUGUUGAUACUAACAGGGAAAUGCCACUUCUAGGUCAAAUCAACAUAGAGUUUUGGAUUGCUGCCGGACUGACGGGUAAUCUUGAUUCCAAACCUCUCCAUGUGAAUGUUUUAGAUGUUGAUAUCACAAAUACACACGUUGCGUUUCUCUGCAAAACCAAGGAUAUAUUAUUCCAAUUUGAGGUGACCGAUCCGGAAUCAGGGGAACCGGGGAGGAUCCCUGAUUUUGUAGAAAUCAAAGAAAUAUUAGAAAACAAAACAAUUAACCAUAUCGCAAUCUUUGAACUCGCAACCGGAAAACCUGUUAAAAUAUUGGGUGCUUUUCCAAAAGCCGACUUUGUCAAACUUGUGCCAGCAUCCAUGCUUUCAGCUUAUGGGACUUCAUCUUCGGAGAAAGAGGAAGAAGAAACCGAAGACCCAGUGUUCCUCGUCAAUUCGGGUGAACAAGUGCUUUGUCUUCGCACAGUAUCUGGUGAACAAUUAUUCUCCAUUGAUCUGGGAGCUGUCCCAAAGAGGUGCCUUUUGUCCCCGGUUUCAUCCGUCAUGUUCAUUUUGUGUGAUAAAGUAUCAACCAUAGUUCGGAUGCAGUUGGAGCCUACGGGAAGACUUCAUAAAUCCCAAAAGAUAUCAUUUCAGAAUGUCCUUGACAGUGAGCUCAUUCAAGAUAUCAAACCGUCCGACUGUUUGCCACUUGUUUUGAUCCGAAAUGAGAAGUGUAUCUUGAUCUACGAUUACGAGGCCGAAACUCUAGUCUGUCGUGUUAACCGACCUAAAGGAAUCCCUCAACAGUUUCGUUUACCGAAUUCCGAACAGCGAGAACUCCGUUUUACCGCGGCAGCAUUUGCUCUGGGUGAUCAGAUUGUGGUCGCCGCCGUGUUCCGUCAUGUCAUUCUUUGGGACAUUCGAUCCGAUACACCUUUGGCAAUGUUGAACGCUCCAAUAACCGUUGUCACUGACCUACUGGUGAUCGAUUCCGGGAGGCAGUUGAUUGGCUACGGUGCCUUGAAACAUGAACUCUAUGUGUGGGACCUACCACUUGCUUUAGCACAGUCUUCACUAAUGCAAAAUGUCUACGGAACCUAUAGCGGGAAUGCAAAUAAAAUGGACUGUCUGACCUGUCCCCCGAAGGAGAUAGUAGUUUCUUCCAAGUUUGACCGCAUUCUUGUUCGCUGCUUACAAAGCGAUGAAGUUGGCGUUUUCAGUCCGGUAACGGGUCAGUUGCUAGAUUUAUACACUCACGACCAUGUGGUUAGUUCUGUUCUGAUAAGUGCCUGUGGUCAGUAUGCCUUUGUGGGACUGGACCAUGAGACUGAUUCGAAGACAGCUUUAGUCAACCUGGUGUGGUCUUUAGAAACUCGUCACCUACUGCUACAGUAUGGAGAGGUUUCCGGAUAUCACCUGGCUCCACAUAGACAGCCUUGCACAUUUUUCCAACUAAUUCCGUCUGAUGAACUGGAAACUUUUACGAUGGUAUCGGAUAAAAAUUCCUACAACCUACUGCGUUUGUGCAUACAAACGUCUUCUGACUGCCAAACUUACGUCUGCAUCAGACCAGUUGAAAGUGUCUUGAUCCCAGAAAUCUGUCAACACUCGAAGCCAUUUAUCACGUCAGACGAUCAGUAUCUGAUUGCACUGGUUUGCCAAAAGAGGGAACACUCAAAUGAACAGUCGACAUGUGUUGUGGCAAUCACCAGUCUGUGUGAAACAGAUUCAUACGUUUGGUAUAUCACGCCAGAGAUGAUGACAGUUCAGUCAUUUGAUCCCUUGUCAGUAAACAAUAUUUUGUCAUGUGCUCCUGUACAAUUUGGAUCAGAUGUCUUAUUACUGAUGUGCACUGAUGUCGCUCCAUUCUCGAUGGAUUGUGAAAAUGCUGUCUGUGUGAACAGGUUCCUUAGUUUGGUGCAGUUUUCACCCACAAGUGAUCAGAUCAUCAUAUUGAGAAUGAUUACAGAACUCUCUCUAGAAUCCCCUGUUACUGCGUUCUACUUGUCACCAACUGGCAACGCACUAUAUGAAGAGGCUCAGUGUAGUAUUUAUCGAUUUCCUGCCAGCACUGAUCACUCCGUAGUGCGACUGACCCAAGAUGCUGAGAUACUUUCGAUAAAUUCCAAAAUUCAAAACAAACAGGCCUUACAUUUUCGCGGAUUUGUCUGCAAUGAUCUACUCUGCGUUUUCUCCGUUGCCUCCCUUAUGUACCUGCUAAAACUAACCCCAUUUGAAGUCGUGGCUACGGUUGACGUGCACCAUCUUAUUGCUACAACUACACUCGCUGGAACUACAAAUAACCUGAUUUUUGUAGGUUCUGAGGAAGGCUACCUGCUAAGCUUCUUCAUAAGUGAUCCGAAUAAUGUUGAGUCAAACUUACGUGAGAUCAACCGGCUUCGAAAGUUGUCGAACCCUUUGAAGACACGUACACUUCAUGAGUCUAUGUCGGAAGAUAAAGUAGAAGACAAUGUAUUUGUCAGAUCACGCACAUGGGAUAGAGAAGUUGGAGAACAGAAGUAUUUAGAUGACUGUGGGGAUUCAGAAGUGUUCACCGUCAGCGAAAUGUCUCGACUGUGUGGAGCACUUUCCGGUCCAAUUUUACCAGACUCGAUGGGAGAUAAGAGUACUUGUGUUGUAAUGUAA
Messenger RNA from Opisthorchis viverrini, 4080 nucleotides. RefSeq lists its product as hypothetical. The transcript has a single exon. The coding region runs from base 1 to 4080 and encodes 1359 amino acids. Gene Ontology annotation, molecular function: protein binding. The record is from RefSeq and is a predicted model, not a curated record. Lineage: Eukaryota; Metazoa; Platyhelminthes; Trematoda; Opisthorchiida; Opisthorchiidae.